AUGGCGGAAGGAGCACACGGGGAUCUUAUAUACGCCCUCCCUGCCAUCACCCAUUUAGUGGAUGACAAUAGCCCGAAGGACCUGAAAGCAUGGAAGGAGUUGAUGAAAAGCGGGCUUGACUGCAGAAGACACCCCAAACCACCGAACAUGGACUGGCGCUUGCAGGAGGCCUUUGACCAGAAGAUUAAAACUCUGGAAGAAGCCAAGAUGUUGAAGAAUAUGGUCAGUGACCCGGAGUUCCUUGGAGACUACGCUUCGUUGUGUACCAGGAUCGAGUUGUUCAAAGCCAUAAGUGAUUCGGCUUCAAUCAGGCUCAUUUUCGAGGAUGCGACUCAUAUGGACUUCUGA
This is a messenger RNA of Penicillium verrucosum, 348 nucleotides long. RefSeq lists its product as uncharacterized. NCBI's taxonomy places the organism in Eukaryota, Fungi, Ascomycota, Eurotiomycetes, Eurotiales, Aspergillaceae. The transcript has a single exon. The record is from RefSeq and is a predicted model, not a curated record. The coding region runs from base 1 to 348 and encodes 115 amino acids.